AUGGCCAGCACCCCCAGCACCAGCACCACCAGCAACUCCACUAGCACCGCCACCAGCAUCACCACCACCACUACCAGCACCACCACAACCAAUACCACCGCGACACCACCACCAGCACGACCAGCACCAGCAUCCUCAGCAGCACCACCACCAGCACCACCACCACCAGCAGCAUCACCACCAGCACCACCACCACCAGAAAUACCACCAUCACCAGCACCACCAGCACCAGCACCACCACCACCAGCACCACCACCACCAGCACCAUCAGCACCAGCACCACCAGCAGCACCACCACCAGCACCAGCACCAUCACCACCAGCAGCACCACCACCGCCGCCACCAUCACCACCAGCACCAGCACCACCACCACUGCCACCACCACCACCAGCAACACCAACACCACCGCCACCAGCACCACCAGCACCAGCACCACCAGCACCGCCACCAUCACCACCAGCAAAACCAACACCACCAGCACCACCAGCACCACCAUCACCGACGCCACCAGCACCACCACCACCAGCACCACCAGCACCAGCACCACCAGCAACACCAUCAACACCACCACCAUCAGCGCCACCACUACCAGCACCACCACCACCAGCUGCAACACCACCAGCACCAACCCUACCAGCACUACCAACACCACCAGCAACAGCACCACCACUGCCAGCACCAUCAUCACCAGCACCACCAGCACCACCAGCACCACUAGCACCACCAUCCCCAGCACCAGCACCAGCACCUCCACCAGCACCAUCACCACCAGCAACACCACCAGCACCACCAGCAGCAGUAAUACCACCAGCACCAGCACCACCACUACCAGCACCACCACAACCAGCACCACCGGCAGCAGCACCACCUGCAGGAGCACCAACACCAGCACCAGCAGCACCACCAGCAACACUAACACCAGCAUCCCCAGCACCAGCAUCAGCACCAGAACCACCACCAGCACCACUACCAGCACCAUCAGCAUUAACACUAUUAGCACCAGCAACACCACCAGCACCACCAGCAGCACCCACACCAGAACCACCAGCACCCUCACUAGCACCACCACCACUAUCAGCAUCACCACCAGUGCCACCAGCACCAGCAUCCCCAGAAGCACCACCCCCAACACCACCACCACCAGCAGCAUGA
Carcharodon carcharias (great white shark) is the source of this 1152-nucleotide messenger RNA. RefSeq names its product vegetative cell wall protein gp1-like. Bases 1 to 1152 code for a protein of 383 amino acids. NCBI's taxonomy places the organism in Eukaryota, Metazoa, Chordata, Chondrichthyes, Lamniformes, Lamnidae. The transcript has 5 exons. The record is from RefSeq and is a predicted model, not a curated record.